UACCAGAACAAGAACACUUAAAAGUUAAAAACGCUAUCCACUCUCUCUCUCUCUCUCCCGACUCCCACUCUUUCAUUCUCUCUCUUUGUUCCUCCACUGUAUCAGUUGGAAGUUCCGACUUAAAAACUGCUAUGCAAAUUCCAACAGCACCUCGUAGCAUCAGCUCAGCUGCUUCAAAUCUGUUCCUUUACUUCCCACCAUUUCACCUUAAUUCCUCUCUUAUCAAACCAACAACCUUAAACUUCCCAUUAAACCAUAAUUUACCCACUUCAAUUUCAAUUCCUACUUUAAUUCCCACUAAAAAAUUGCUCUGUAAACCCCCUUCUGCCAAACAUGUCCGAGAAGAUUAUCUUGUGAAAAAGUUGUCAGCUAAUGAGAUUACGGAGCUUGUGAGAGGGGAGAGAAAUGUGCCCCUUAUUAUUGAUUUUUAUGCAACAUGGUGUGGCCCCUGUAUUUUGAUGGCUCAAGAGCUUGAAAUGUUGGCUGUUGAGUACGAAAAAAAUGCAAUGAUUGUAAAGGUCGACACUGAUGACGAGUAUGAAUUUGCUCGUGACAUGCAGGUACGGGGUCUUCCAACAUUGUAUUUCAUCAGCCCAGAUCCAAAUAAAGACGCAAUUAGAACAGAAGGGCUCAUUCCUAUACAGAUGAUGAGGGAUAUACUUGAUAAUGAUAUGUGAGCCGUGAGUUAGGUGGAACAGAAAAGCUCUUCACAGCAUGCAGUUUUGUUAUUAGCUUCAGGUUAGGUUUCUGAGCCAAUUGUCAGUCUGCACCUCGAUUAUGUUACUUCAGAGGCUAUCUUAGAUAUAUGUUUGUAUUCUUUCCAACUGUAAGCUAUUUUUUUGUUGUUGAAUGGAACGAAUGUAACCUUUAUCAAUGUUUUGAUUAGCUUUGUUCAGUGCAAACUGCCCUGUUCUUGAUGGGAGCUUCAAAGCUGUACUGUAAUCUUCAAUAUAGUAUUUGUUCAAGAGACUAAA
Molecule: messenger RNA, 974 nt
Organism: Spinacia oleracea (spinach)
Lineage: Eukaryota; Viridiplantae; Streptophyta; Magnoliopsida; Caryophyllales; Amaranthaceae
Product: thioredoxin-like protein CITRX, chloroplastic
Exons: 4
Coding region: 132-677 (181 amino acids)
Biological process (GO): cell redox homeostasis; plastid organization
Cellular component (GO): thylakoid
Molecular function (GO): protein-disulfide reductase activity
Source: RefSeq, a predicted model, not a curated record